UUCCCCACUAAUAUUCUGGCCGAUUAUAUUCUUCAGAUGCCACGAUGAAUAGGUGUUAUUUCUGUAAACGCGAAUCGAACCGAUUCAAGAAGCCCCAAGGAAACAUUCUUAAGAGCAUAAAGAAGUAUAAGCCGCAAGUGACGGGUGAGACGCUCAUGUGCACGACCUGUUAUAAGCGCGCCAAGGAUCGACUGCAGGAGUACAUUCGCAGGAAGCAAACAGAGGACGAAAGUUCACGGAGCAAUGCUGUAACCACUGUAGGCUCGAUGGAAACAGCUUCUCAAGAUAGUUUCGAUCGAAUUGUAAAUCAAGUAUCAAUGCGGAGUGUGCAGCGCAUUAGCAGAGAGGGACGAGCUCUUGUUGCUGAGAUGCGUCAAUCGGAUGCUGGAACCCCGUCGACGUCCCGGCGGCGACCUACGCGAAUAGUUUACGUUGAUGAGACGGAAGAGGUUGUGGAAGAACGACAUGUCGCAGGUGAUACCAGUAGUAUAAGUAGGGAUGAAAGUGAACAGUUAAUUAUACCUGACAAUAACAAUGAUAAGACGAAAUCAUUGCAACGCGUUCGUGAAAGCGACGCAUCGUCAGAUCCGCUAAAUUCUGAUCUUAUUCAAGAAUACUAUUCUAGUGAUGAUGAUACGAUCGUGCGUGAGGAUGACCCUUUGCCUGGCGUUAAACCAAUUGUUAAAAGACGACGAACUCCGGUUGUUUUUGCGGAUGAACGAUUGAUUCCUGUGUUUAAUACGAAAACCUACGGCGGUUAGAUCUCAGCUUGACAAAAGAUGAGGUGUGAAAAAGGUGAUGCGCCAUACCUUGCACACGUUGCUUGCAAUCUCCAGGGGACAUUGAUGCGUUUUGUAUUUUUACGACUUAUAAGUCUUUUUUCUAAGCUGUGUUACUUAUUUUUAUAGGAAAAGUCUGAAUUUUUAUAAGAAUCCGAUAGCAAAUUGCAUUUACGGUUAUAGAUUAAUAUUAUCUUGAAGAAUAAAAAAGACGAUAUUCAAAAUUAUCUUUU
Molecule: messenger RNA, 1012 nt
Organism: Hermetia illucens (black soldier fly)
Lineage: Eukaryota; Metazoa; Arthropoda; Insecta; Diptera; Stratiomyidae
Exons: 6
Coding region: 45-761 (238 amino acids)
Source: RefSeq, a predicted model, not a curated record